Molecule: messenger RNA, 932 nt
Organism: Selaginella moellendorffii
Lineage: Eukaryota; Viridiplantae; Streptophyta; Lycopodiopsida; Selaginellales; Selaginellaceae
Product: pentatricopeptide repeat-containing protein At1g62350
Exons: 3
Coding region: 74-778 (234 amino acids)
Biological process (GO): chloroplast organization; Group II intron splicing
Molecular function (GO): protein binding; RNA binding
Source: RefSeq, a predicted model, not a curated record
UUAAAAUUUUAAAAUUUGCGGGAAAAGAGGAUUAGGGUAAACCCUAGGGCUCCUCUCCUUGUUUGCCCGGGCGAUGCGCAUUCUCCGGCAAGCGCGGGCGCUAAGCACCGGCGCUAGGGCUGCGCUUCACGAUCUGCCGCAGCUGGAGCGGUCUUUCGAUUCCAUCAAGCGCAGGCUGCUGAUGCCGCAGGAGGUGGAGACGCGCCGGAUCCCGUCCAUGAGCUUGGAGACGGUCAGUGUGGCGACCAUGAUGAAGAAGGCCAAAGGCGAUCCUGACCGGCUCAAAUCCGUGCUGCGGACCUCCGUUUCUAGGCUGCUGAGGGAGGAGCUCAUGUCGCUCUUCUGGGUCUUCGUCAGGGCCAAGGAGAUGGAUCUUGCGGAAUUGAUUUUUGGCUUGAUCCGGAAGGAAAGCUGGUACAAGCCACAGGCAUCGCUCUACUUGCAUCUCAUCACUGCCUACAGCGAGAGAUUGGAUUCCAAGGCGAUGGAGAGGAUUUUCCAGCUGCUGGAUGAAUCGGAGGAGGAGGGGCUCAUUCCAAAUGUUUUCUCGUUCCAGACUCCUAUCCAAGCGUGCGUGAGCAGCACCGACUUCGAUGCGUGCAUGACGCUCUACGACCGGAUGCAUGCCUCGACGUGCCGGAAGGACGUCCGCUUCUACAUGUACCUGACCAGGAAGUUCGAGGAGGCUGGGCUCCUAGACGAGGCGCAGAAGGUUUACGAGCAUUAUCUGGAGCUACGAAACACACAGGGAUUGCGGACUUUGGUAGAAGAAGAGUGAGGAAAAUCCAUCGAGGUUGGCCAAGCGCUCCUCUCUCUCGCGAAGCUCUUCCAGGAUGGAAUUCCACUUAGAAACAACUUGGUUUAUCAACACACAAACCUUACAGGCUUUGCUUACGCUGGCUUUGGAAAGCAGAACGCCAGCAAGCUCUGUA